This is a messenger RNA of Podarcis muralis (Common wall lizard), 3900 nucleotides long. The record is from RefSeq and is a predicted model, not a curated record. NCBI's taxonomy places the organism in Eukaryota, Metazoa, Chordata, Lepidosauria, Squamata, Lacertidae.
GUGCUGCAGCAUUCCUUAACCACCGACAACCCCAGGCUGUGGCUUAUGGGGCGGAAAUCAGUGGCGGUGGCGCCCACAGAGACUGGAACACCAUUAACUCCUCGUGGGUGCCCUUCCGCACCCCAAACCUCCCGUUUUUCUGCCGGUAUAGGGCCAGGCUGACCCAAAAACGGGGGGAAAGGAGGGUGAAUUUGAGGCAGGACGGGGGAACCCGGUUUGGAUAUGACUGACGCUUCCACCUGCUCAAUCCAGGAGCUGCGGGAACGAGUCCUUCGUGGCAAAUACCGCGUGCCCUUCUACAUGUCCACGGACUGCGAGAACAUCCUGCGACGCUUCUUGGUCCUGAACCCCUCCAAGCGCUGCACACUGGAGCAAAUCAUGAAGGACAAGUGGAUCAAUAUUGGCUACGAGGGGGACGAACUAAAACCCUAUAAAGAGCCGGAAGAGGAUUUCGCAGAUGCCAAGCGCAUCGAAGUGAUGGUGGGCAUGGGCUACACCCGCGAAGAGAUCAAGGAAGCCCUGACCAGCCAGAAGUACAACGAGGUCACGGCUACCUACCUCCUGCUGGGCAGGAAGAACGAGCAGGUGGAAGGGGGCGAGUCUCGCACGGGCAGCAGCCUCUCACUGGCCCGGGUGCGGGCGCCCAGCGAGGUUUCCAACGGCACCAGCAAGUCCUCUUCGUCUCACUCCAAGAGCCAGCGGAGCUCCUCCACUUACCACCGGCAGCGGCGGCACAGCGAUUUCUGCGGCCCAUCCCCAGUGCCCAUGCACCCCAAGCGCAGCCCCACCAGCACGGGGGACGGGGAGCUGAAAGAGGAGCGCAUGCCUUCGCGCAAGGCCAGCUGCAGCGUCGUCAGCAGUAGCGGCAGAGGCAUCCCGCCCUCAAGCCCCAUGGUGAGCAGUGCCAAUAACCCCAACAAAUCUGAGAUCCCCGAUCGCCGCAAGGACAGUGCCGUGAACACGAAUAACAUUCCCUCGAGUAUGAUGACCCGGAGGAAUACCUACGUCUGUACGGAUCGGCCCGGCGGAGAACGACACUCCCUGCUCCAGAACGGAAAGGAGAACAGCUCUGCCACCAGUCGUGUGCCCCCUGCCUCCCCCUCCAGCCACAGCAUCGCCACCUCGUCCACCUCCUCGGACCGCACCCGGCUGUCUCGCGGCACCAACAUCCGCAGCACCUUUCACGGGGGCCAGGUGCGGGACCGGCGUGGGACCGGCGUUCAGAACGGACCCCCCACCUCGCCCACGCUCUCCCACGAAGCCACCCCUCUGCCUCAGAGCCGCAGCCGCGCCACCUCCAACCUCUUCAGCAAGCUCACGUCGAAACUCACGCGGAGGUCUGAGCUAAGCUCUAUGGCUCCACCCCCUCCCCGGGAGCUCUUAAGCAAGGCUGGGGUCGCAGACGAACCUGAGAGAAUCAGGGGACCUGCGCUCACAAGUUGCAAUCUACCUUGGCAUCAAAAGGAAGCAGAACCCCGGCUGCUCCGAUUUACCUGGAAUGUGAAGCUGACCAGCACCCGCUCAGCCGAGGCCAUUCUGGCUGCCCUCCGCCAGGCCACGGACUCCGCCAGCUGCUGCUGCCGCCAGACGGAGCCCUUCGUCCUGUCCUGCACCCACGAGAAAAGCCCCAGCGAGCACUUCUGCUCCUUCGAGGUGGAGGUGUGUCGCCUGCAGCGCCUGGGCGGCCUCCACGGUGUCCUCUUCCGGCGCCAGGCGGGCACCUCCCUGGCCUUCCGCACCCUGGUGGCAAAAAUCUCGGACCAGCUGCAGCUCUAGGCCAGCGGCAGGGGAGCAGUGCUGGCUGGCGGGGCUUCUUCCUUCCGCGCCAACCCCACGGGCUGUUGGGGGGCCAGAGAGGGGGCGUGACCCUCGGCCGCCCUCUCUGUUGCGUCCCCCCGGGGGCUUUUAUCUGGGGCCUGAUCCUGCUGCCUGAUAGGACGAGGAGCUGCUCUUGGGGGGCUCCCACCGGCCUGCCCGCUGCGCUAGGGGCUGUGGGGUUGGGGGAGGGGAAAGAGAGGGGGGCGUUGAGGAAAGGGGGUCAUGCCAGCGUCACCGCCACCACCAGGGCCGGCUUCGCCCUCGCCACCAUACCUGGCACAAGGAUCGCCUCUAGGGGUGUCCCCGGAUCGCGUUAGGGGGGUCCACAGCUGCUACGGGAAUCUUAAAGGGGGGAGCUCUCUCUCUCGGCCUGCCUCCCUUCUUGAGGUUUUUUUUUUGGGGGGGGGCUUUACUCAGUUAACUAGCAGACGCAUGGCACGGGGAGCCUCGAAAGCAAAAGAGGGGGUCUUUGGCAAAUUGUGGUGUUGCAGACCCCUCUCCCACCCACUUUGCCAUUGUAGGAGAGAGUGUAGGAACUGGGAUCCCUGCAAAGCAGGGGUCUCUCAGAGACCCUUGAGACCCCCCAGGUAUAGGUCAGUAUAUAAAUUCAAUAAAUAAAAUAAUAAUAAAAAUUUAGCCCCCCCCCCGCCGGCCCCCUGCUUCCAUCCAUUGGCAAAUGCUACACCCAGAAGUUGCAAACUUUCCCUCUUGCAAACCACUAUUUCGGGUGGGUGUCCAAAUUCCAGCUCCAUUUUAGUAUUUGGGACACAAUUAUGUCUCUGGCUGAUGCGAAUCCUAGUUCUUUUUUGGGGGGGCUGUUUGAUUGCCAGAGAGCUGGGGGUGCAGCUCCCACCCGAAGCCCGGCAGCCAACGGCCACAAAGCAAAAUCUGCCAAAGUGUCUCUGGAGUGGGGACCCCGGCCUUUAGCCAAACUUGGGGGGCAAUGUUGCCAAAAGAGGAUAUCCUCUUGCCCAGGCAGUGGUGGUGAGAAGCAGGGGGAGAGUUGGGGGGUUCUGGGGAUGGCGUGACCCCGUCUUGCCGAGGGGCUGGCUUGGCCCACGAGGGCAGUUUUGGGUCCCGGUCGGUGCUCAGCCCGCUGGCUGCAGGAUACGGCUGCCGCCAUUCAACCGGUGCAGCAGCCGUGGUGGUAGAAGGCCGCUGAGCUUCUGCUCCUCUCGGGGAGGGUGGGUUGGGGGGUUGGGUUUUGGCUUCUCCUGUUGAACUUCCCCUGCAGCGCACCAAGGCCUUGAGUGGCGGACCGGCCCCCUCACCGCCAUUCCCCACCAGCCCCACAUCGCUAGACUAACAACGACAACAACACACACUCGCAAACUAGAACCCCGGUGCUGAGACGGCCUUCUCGAGAGGAGGCUGGCCCUCCCGGCGGUCGCUUCAAGGGCUCAGAUCCAUCGUCCUGACAGCUGGGGCCCCCGCCAGAGCUGGUGCAAUGUUGGGGGGGUUGCAGCUCCCCUCAGGAGGGGAGGGGCAGCGUCCAACCCCCUCCCCAAAGAGAAAAGGCUGCUUCUCGCACACCGGACAAACGGGCAUUGCACACUGGUUCGGGCACAGCCGCCAUGCUCCCUUGCCUUCUCUUGCUCGCCUGGGAAAUGGGCUCAGCGGUGCGGAGGGGGCCUUGCGGCCAGCACCCCCCACAUCCCGGGGCGGAGGAGAGGGGCAGCCUGGUCUGUGGUGGUGGGGCGACUUUGGGGGGGGGUCCCGGCGGAGCUCACGGGCAACAGUGGCGACACGAAAUUUGGCAGCUCUGGCGGGGAGAAAUUUUGAGUGGGUUUCCUUCCCCCUGCCCCCUUUUCCCCCUUGCUCCUUUCGCCUCACCCCACUUCUGUACACUGGGUCCCCCUGCUGUGACCUCCCCCCCUUCCUCCCAGACCCUGCCUCUUUGGGCGCACACCCCUCCCCAUCUGUACAGACUCCCCUGUAAAUAAUUGUCCGGUUAGCCCCCGUUAUCAUUGGGUUAGCGAUAUUAUUAAAUGAGCCCACCCUUUAGCCUUGGGACGAUUGUAAGUUAUUCCGGCCCCAGAGCGACAGUUCUGUACCAAACCCUUAAUAAACGUAGAAAGCCUC